AUGGAGUUUGCAUGCCACUUUUCAAUCUGGGGACUUCUAGCCUUUAUGACUAUGGCUCUGAUUGUUUCGCUGGUCAUAAAUAUUUCAUACUGCAUAGCAAACAAGCAAAAAGGUUACACGUACAGAGACUAUCAAGAAUAUAGUCCAAGCGAUGAUGAUUAUACUGAAGAAUGCCCAGUUUAUGGCAACCUCAAUCAGGAGAUUUUAGAUGAAUGUUGCUAUGAACAAAUGAAGGCCCAGCCUCGGAGACGCGCUAAUGAAGUAAAGGUGGAGGUUGAAACUCAGAUGUGCUAUGCCUCCCUCGAUCACAGCAUCAAGGAAAAAAACAGGAAGCCUAGGAAAAAGAAAGCUCCUCCAUUAGAAGUGAAUGAAGAAGAGAUGCCAUCUAAAAACAGCACCCUGGCUUCCCAAACUAGCAUUUAUCUCAACAGUGACCAGCUGGCAGCUGAAAAUAAACCAACAGAGGAAGCCAUUCAUGACGACCCUAUCAGGCUGUUUGGCUUGAUUCAUGCAACAUAGGACAAAACAUCUACAGAGGACCCCUGACUCAACUGACAGAUCACACAAGAUGAAGUAGAUCUUUCACUUGUUUAUGUUGUGGGAAAAAGACUGAACAAAUAGUAUCCUGAAUUUGGAAGAAUAGCUUGGUAAAUGAAACCAAUGGUAUAAAUGGGUAAGUGAUUCAUUCAAAUUGUCUGCUGGGCAUAACUGCCAACUAAUUUAGGUCAGCAGGUAGCAGGAUUUUAGACACAGAAUGCUAAUUUUUAAAGCAACCCAAAGAGCUGGCCACCUUCAUAGUUAUCUAUUUUGUAAAGCAGUUACAGGAGCCAAGGACCUCUCAGAAUUUGGCCCCAAAUUAGCAAUUAUCCUGUAUGCUUUAUAGCAGGACUUACUUCUUCAUUUCAGUUGCCCAUGGAUCCCACCUCAAGGGAUCUAAAAAUGGGCCACAUGAUCCUCUGUAGAAAGCUAGCAUAUUUUGCCUGUUAUUCUAUGUUGUUUCAAGAGUAGUUUGGGAAAUCAAAGGCACUUUAAGACUGGCAUAUUUAAUAGUUAAAACUUGUCCCGCUAUUCAAUAUUUAAUACUGUCCUACUGUGACCUACAGUAAUAUUUAAGGUUAAUUAGAAAAUAAUAUAACCGCUUCAGUUCAUUUAAUUAGUGCUUUGUAUACCCAGCAAACGUAAUGCUAUUCGAAUAUACUCUUAGCUUUCUAUGGCGAACAGUACCAGAAUCUCAAAUCUCUACUUCUGUACCAGUAACAUUUUCUCGGUCUAGUCAACAAUCUGUAAAAGAAAGUGGCAAAUGAUCUGUGAAAAUAAGGCUCCUGAGGAGGACAAAAUGAUUUCUACUGGGUUUCACAUUGUCACUUUAAAAACUAUUUUAGGAAGAUAGGAAAAGUCUUUUUACUCCCCAAACAAUUCAGUAACUGUAUGCAUAGGUCAUACUUAAAAAUGUACAGCACAAUUUUAUCUUGAAAGCUCUUUGGGGGGCAAAGACUAAUUUUAUGUAUGGCACAUUUUGGGUGCUACGUGAAUAGGAAUAGUAGCAAACACCAACACACCACUGCUAUAAUGCUGCCGCAUCUGGGUGCCAGGGCAAAGGGGUAGAUUUUUCCCAUAUGAAAAGCAUAAAGAAAAACAGAAAGAACUUGAUUGCUCAAGGUCCUAUUUAAAAGCAACACACAAAUUGACGUGCUCUCCUAGAAACUAUUUCAUUCUAAGUGAGAUGUAGACAACUAAUGUUGCAGAGGCAGAAAUAAUGCUAGUAGGAAAUCAACAGAAAAUACAUGAGGCAUUAUAAAAAAACAAUUCCCCAGACUAAUACCUCCCUGCCCCCUAAACCUGAAGCUAAACACAAGGACAUCAGAACAAGAAAUGCUAUCUUAAUCUGGUUGCCCUAAUUACCAUAGUUGAGUGAGACUGAAACAAAGUAAAAAGACUUAGCUGCAUAUCAACAAGCUCUUGGCUCCAUGAGCCAAAAAAGUUUUGAACAGCAUCUCUGUUAAUGGUGAGAUGUAAAAUAAGUAUUUCAACUAAGCUGACACACCAAACAGAUCUAGUACCAAGCCCCUUCAAGGUGAUUAAAAAUAAGGCUUAUCUAACUAAUUAGGCAAGCAAACAGCCCCCAGGACAAGCAUUCAUGUUGUCACAUGUUUGUGUUAUACAGAGAAUCAAAAUAAGGAAUAUAGUAUUCUCAGUUAAUACAAUUUAUGAAGACUUUUAUCUAAAUAAAGAUUGGCUAAGGUCCAUUACUUCCUAUAUGUCUCUCACUUUUUCAAAGGGCACUCCUACCCCACAGUACCCACUUGCUGGCUAGAUAGCUCUGCUGAGGCCUGCCUUAGUUUCCCUUUAACUCAGUCUCCCUUAAAAAGUCCACACAGGCCAGAUAUUCAGAACAUUCCCCCCUCCUGGGGUCCAGUUUAUUAAGACCUGCAGAAAGUCUUUCAAAAGAAAACUCAGACUUACAAUCUCUUCAUCCCAGUUUCCUCUAGGACCAGUCCCUCCUCCCUGAGGCUCUGUCUUCCCUACAGACUUCCAGUACUGUUCACCUCCAGUUCCAAACUAAGCACAGCCAGCCUUCCUGGAGGCCUGAGGUAUAGCCUUUUCCAUUACUACCUUCCUCCUCCUGAUUCACAGCCCAGCCAGGGCCUUCUUAUGCCUUACAGCACCUGUGAGUAACUGCUAACAACCUGCAGCUGUCUAGCCCUUUGUAAGGCCCAGGUGCCUUCUCUGAAGCACAACUAGGCAGCAGGUAAUCAGUCCAGGUGCACUGGACCUCACACUCCCUCUCAAAGGGGCCAGUGACAUUGUAAUACACUGUUUGUACUCUGUGCAUGGUCUGUAUCUUUGGCUUCCCUGCCUCACACUGAAAAUCCCACGUCUCUGAUAAUCAAGGUUCAGAGAACUUUACCAAAGCCCCAAUUCCACAAAGCACUUAUGCUUAAGGCCCAUUCAAGUCAGUGGGAUUUAAGCACUUGCUUCACUUAAGGGCAUGUACUUAAAGUCGUUUACUGAGUUGGUGCCCAAGUCAGUACACUUGGUUCCCUCUGUGGCAUUGUCAGUCUUCACUGAUUUCAGUCAAGCUAUGACAAUUUACACCAACAUAGGGCGUACAAUAUUCCUUAUACUUGUCCCUUGGUGGUUUGUUGGGAGAAGUGAAGAUGGAAGUUAUCAGCAGUUCUCUCCCACACUCAGCUUUCCCUCCCUGGCUGAUCACUGCAAUGGUUAAGAACAUAAGAAUGGCCACACUGGGUCAGACCAAAGGUUCAUCCAAACCAGUAUCCUGUCUACCGAUGGUGGCCAAUGCCAGGUGCCCCAGAGGGAGUGAACCUAACAGGUAAGGAUCAAGUGAUCUCUCUCCUGCCAUCCAUCUCCACCCUCUGACAAACAGAGGCUAGGGACACCAUUCCUUACCCAUCCUGGCUAAUAGCCAUUAAUGGACAUAACCUCCAUGAAUUUAUCCAGUUCUCUUUUAAACCCUGUUAUAGUCCUAGACUUCACAGACAAGGAGUUCCACAGGUUGACUGUGUGCUGAGUGAAGAACUUCCUUUUAUCUGUUUUAAACGUGCUACCCAUUAAUUUCAUUUGGUGGCCCCUAGUUCUUAUAUUAUGGGAACAAGUAAAUAACUUUUCCCUAUUCACUUUCUCCACAUCACUCAUAAUUUUAUAUACCUCUCUCAUAUCCCCCCUUAGACUCCUCUUUUCCAAGCUGAAAAGUCCUAGCCUCUUUAAUCUCUCCUCAUAUGGGACCCAUUCCAAACCCCUAAUCAUUUUAGUGGCCCAUUUUAGUUACAUUAUCUACCGCUGUCACCACAGCCUCCAUUUUAGGAUAAAUAACCAUAAUGUUCAUGUCAGUUAUAUAUUGAGACACUUCUACUGUUGCUCUGUGAGAUAGAGGUUUUUUCCUCCCCAGACUGCAGAUAUCUAUAUAAUGAAGCAAUUCUCUGGCUCUUUGGUCUCAGGUUCACUUUUUAACCUGGACUAAGCCUGUUGCAUUGAGGCACUACAUCCCUGAAAGCCAUAACCUGUCCCAGCAAUAGCCUUUAUUUAUUUUUUUUUUUUUUUGCCAUAAUGGCUUUUAGGGGGUUGCUAAAUGUCUCUUAAAAACAAGUUGUCUGACAGCGAACAUUCUUCCCUGCUCUUUAGGCAACAUAUCACCUAGUGGACCUGAUGUAAUUUUUGGUGUUAUUGAUUAAAUGUUAUAUAAGUACAAUGACAUAAAGUGAAUUUAUUAGGAUGACGUUAAGAAUAAACAUCUGCAUUAUUUAAAUAUU
This is a messenger RNA of Caretta caretta (loggerhead turtle), 4271 nucleotides long. It is a transcript of the gene TRAT1, whose product is annotated as T cell receptor associated transmembrane adaptor 1. NCBI's taxonomy places the organism in Eukaryota, Metazoa, Chordata, Testudines, Cheloniidae. Gene Ontology annotation, biological process: positive regulation of T cell receptor signaling pathway; negative regulation of receptor recycling. Gene Ontology annotation, cellular component: T cell receptor complex. The record is from RefSeq and is a predicted model, not a curated record.